CAUCCUGCAAUAAAUUUCAAUGGGGGAGUACGGAAGGUGACUAACUAAAAUUCAGCACUACCUAAUUCAAAUUCAUUCGCCUAUUCUACGUACUAAAGUUCUUAUUUCUGAAAUACUUUAUACCUACUAUUUCAAUAAAAGUCUUUGCUUUCCAAACCUCCCAUCACUUCCUUUUUGGAUAAUGGCUAACUUUUCGAGAGUGGCCGAGAUUUUUGAGCAAGCAUCAGUGGCGUUCGGUCGAUUGGCCCAACUUACUUUAGAUCUUAAGCAGUUCCAAGCGCAACAAAAUGAUGGGGAUUCCAAGACCUGCGGGAAAUGGUCACAAAAGGAAGUUGAAGAUCUUAAAGCUGCUAUUGGACGUUUUGGAUCUGAUCUGUCAAAGGUAGCUGAAGCUAUCGAAACAAAGACCAUUAACCAGAUAAAACAAAAGCUAAAAACCCGGGCUUUUCAGGAUGCUGGUCUUGGAGAUAUUUCCUUUGAAAAUGAGGCUGCGGAUACAGAAACCAAACCAAAAGUCAUGACUCCAAAUGCUACUCCAGUAGAACGUGGAAGACGUAAGCAAGCUUUGAAUCAAAUGCCUGAACCAGUGGACUUGCAUCCUCCUAAAAGAUCCAGAUCUGAUGUCGACGAUUUGAAUGAAUAUACCAAUUAUGCACCUGAAGUAGAAGUUCCAGAUAAAAAACCCAACCAACCGGCUAGUAACAACAAAUCAUAUAGUAAUGAAAAUGUUACACCGCAAAAUAACGAUGAUGGUCAUAAUAUUUUAAAACAUAAGCCAGUUGGCAGUACACUAUCUAGUGUUUUAUCCAAACCGAUAUCACUUGCUAGACCAGAUGUAAGUACGUUUGAUGAUCGUCAUCGCAAAACAACAACAUCAGUAAAUGUCCUUAGUUCUGGAUAUAAUGCAAAUGAAUCGAAGUAUGAAGAUUAUGACAGCGAUGACAGCGAUUAUGAUGGUCGUACACCCGGAGAAGAUUAUGAGUCAGACGAAGAACAAGAGGAAGAAGCCGACGACAACGAGGAUUACGAUGAAUAA
Schistosoma guineensis is the source of this 1036-nucleotide messenger RNA. NCBI's taxonomy places the organism in Eukaryota, Metazoa, Platyhelminthes, Trematoda, Strigeidida, Schistosomatidae. The record is from the annotation of a GenBank genome assembly.